AUGAAGACCCUCCCCACAAACCCCCAACCCGGGGGCCGCCCGCUUCCUGCUCCUCCCCCCCUUCGCCAAACCGGCGGCGCCGGCGCGCUCCGGCAUCGCCGUGGCCUUGGCGUCCACGCUGGGCCCCGUCUCGGUGCUGGGAUCGGCGUCUGCCUUGGGAGCGGUGCCGGGUUUGUCGGGCUCAGCACCGGGGGCGGGGUCUUCGUCGGGCCCGAAGUUGGGCUCGGGGUCUUCGUUGGGUUCGGCGUCAUCGUCGGGCUCAACGUUGGGUCCAAAGUCUUCAUUGGGCUCGGCGUUGGGUUCGGGGUCUUCAUUGGGCCCAGCGUUGGGUUCGGGGUCUUCGUCGGGCUCGGCGUUGAGUCCAAAGUCUUCGUUGGGCCCAACAUUGGGUUCGGGGUCUUUGUUGGGCCCAACGUUGGGGUCGGGGUCUUCAUUGGGCCCAAACUUGGGUUCAACGUCAACGUUGGGCCCAAUGUUGGGUCCAACGUCAACGUUGGGUCCAAACUUGGGUUCAGGGUCUUCGUUGGGCUCAACGACGUCAUCGUUGGGUUCGGCGUCGUCGUUGGGUCCAACGUUGGGUUCUCCACCAUCGUUGGGUUCAGCAUCAUCGUUGGGUCCAACGUUGGGUUCUCCACCAUCGUUGAGUUCAACGUUGGGUUCUCCACCAUCGUUGGGUCCCCCGUUGGGUUCAGCAUCAUCGUUGGGCCCCCGUUGGGUUCUCCCCCAUCACUGGGCCCCCCUCUGGGCUCCCCCUCGCGGCACGGCUGCGGGUUCUGCGGGAAGCCCUUCGGCAGCGCCAGCGCGCGGCAGAUCCACCUGCGCUCCCACACCGGCGAGCGGCCCUUCCGCUGCGACCUCUGCGGCGGCCGCUUCACCACCCGCGGCAACCUCAAGGUGCACCUGCGGCGCCACCGGCAGAGGGGGCCGGCCGGGCCGCGGGAGGGCGCGGUGGAGGUCAUCACCGACCCCCCCCAGGCGGCCACACCCACCCCACCCAUGGCCACGCCCACCUUCCCCAAGCCCCUCCCCGGGCGACGAGAACGCCCUCCCCCGCCCCGCCCACGGCCCCGGAACAGCCCCAAAUCCCGGGAUCCUGCGGGCUCCGAGACCUCCAAGCUCCAGGAGCUGGUGGAGAAGUUGGAAUUCCGGCCCCAAUGCCCCUCCCCCACCCGCCAGGAUUCCCCCGGUCCCGGCGGGAAUUCCCAAAUUUUGGGCGGGGAUUCCUCGAUUUCUGCUGGGAAUUCCUCAGUUUUGGGCGGAAAUUCCUCCAUUUUGGGCAGAAAUUCCCCAAUUUGAUGGAAUUCCUCACUUUUGGGUGGGAAUUCCUCGAUUUCUGCUGGGAAUUCCCCAAUUUUGAGUGGUAAUCCCCCAAUUUUGGGUGGGAAUUCCUCGAUUUCCGGCGGGAAUUCCUCAGUUUUGGGCAGAAAUUCCCCAAUUUUGGGUGAGAAUUCCCAGUGCCGGGCGUGCGGGCGGGGCCGGACCCCCAAAAAUCCCCCCUCGAAACUGAGGGGGGAGGAGGAGGAAGAGGAGGAGGAGGAGGAGGAAGAAGAGGAAAUGGGGGGGUCGGAACCCCCCAAAGAGCCUGAAAACCGGGAUGGAGGAGGAGGGGAGGUGCCCCCAAAGCUGACCCCGAACCCCAAAACCGCCGGGGAGGAGGAGGAGAAGUAGAUUUUUAAUGGUUGGGGAGGAUGGGGGAGGAAACCCCCAAAAUCCCCCUCACGAGCCCCCCC
This is a messenger RNA of Myiozetetes cayanensis, 1730 nucleotides long. RefSeq names its product fibroin heavy chain-like. Gene Ontology annotation, cellular component: nucleus. The coding region runs from base 1 to 1296 and encodes 431 amino acids. The transcript has 4 exons. Gene Ontology annotation, molecular function: RNA polymerase II cis-regulatory region sequence-specific DNA binding; DNA-binding transcription factor activity, RNA polymerase II-specific. Lineage: Eukaryota; Metazoa; Chordata; Aves; Passeriformes; Tyrannidae. The record is from RefSeq and is a predicted model, not a curated record. Gene Ontology annotation, biological process: regulation of transcription by RNA polymerase II.